Folsomia candida is the source of this 1179-nucleotide messenger RNA. RefSeq lists its product as uncharacterized. Bases 270 to 818 code for a protein of 182 amino acids. The transcript has 5 exons. The record is from RefSeq and is a predicted model, not a curated record. NCBI's taxonomy places the organism in Eukaryota, Metazoa, Arthropoda, Collembola, Entomobryomorpha, Isotomidae.
AAAUGUCACAGAUCACAUAGAAUUCAUAGAAAACGCAAGUCGUAUUAUACAGGACGUCCAAUCUCACGUGUUUAUUUCAAUGUCACAGUCGAAUAUCAAAUGUCCAGUUACUCAAUAAUUUUAUUGUGACAAAUUGACAGCAGAAUCAAUCAGCGAGGUUGUCCUGCUACAUAUACAUACUGAUAAAUGUAUUGAUAAAUAAUCACAAUAAUAUAUAGUAAAUAACGGUGAAUGGAAAUUCAGAACAUAUUAUCUCAGGAAUCGAUAACAUGACGUCAAACUAUGGAUAUAUUAAAAUCCUUCCUGGACAAUUGAAAUUACUCACAAUCACACUGGCAGGGAUUAUUAUGGCCAUGAGCUACUCGGCCUAUUUUCUCUCGGAUUACACCCACAAUCGAGACCAGCAUCGGGACAAAUUUACGGACAAUGAGCUACGAAGUUUGUGGCGUGAGCUGUAUUUGAUGGGAGUUAGCACAGUUUGCUUUAUUCUUUCCAGUCUGAACCUCUGGCUGUAUUGUCACAGCGUCGAAUUUUACUGGAAAACAAGGAAUGCGAUUUACGACUUUCUCUAUCACUCUUUUGCGGCCUUGCUCCUGGCGACAUCUGGAAUAUUGUUCAUUGUUUCAGGAGUAAAAAUUUUUCAAUUUAACUGCACUGGUGAAAAUGGAUGCCAAUUAUUCGAACUUAAGUUGGGGGCAGGGGGUUUGGCGAUGUUGACCUCUGUCAUAUUCGGUGCUGUGGGGUCGGUCAUUCUGACAAACCGGAAGGAUGUCGAGAGAGAGGCACUGAUGGCUGAUAAAAAAUCCAACUCGAUAUAAAAAUGGCAGUACAAAAUUAUCGGUUCGUGUUGUUUGUGAUGACCCAAUUUGUGUUUAUUUCUGAUACAAACUUGACAAAAUUUAAAGAAAGUAUUAGUUAAAGUUAUCAACGUAUUGUAGAAAGUGACAAAAGUGUGUACGAACAAGUUAUGAAUGCAACAUGCUUUAAAUAUUAAUUCAACCAGAUUAUACUCAUUAUUAAGUAGUGUCUUAAAUAUGUACAUAGUUGAUAUGUUAUGCAAAAUUAUUUUAUCAAUGUCCAUUAACUCUAUUCUUCAGGUUAAAAGUUUCAAUUAUCUAUGAUGAGACUGAUGAGAGGUUGGAAAUGAUUUAUUUAAUAAACUAAUGCUCCAUAAUCCAA